AUGGGUAUAAGUAUUGUUUAUGUCAUGGCUUUCGCCGUUCUGCUUUCCACUUCUGUAGCAUCGCUCGUGGAGAGCAAGUGGGAGGCUCAAGAACCUUUAUUGGCUUAUCUAAUCGACUCCGGGGAGAUAAAUCAGCAGAUGGCUGAAUUGAUGUGGAUAAAUUGUAGGCUUGAGUUGAUACAUGCCAAGGAAGCUUUAGAAAAUCUUGAAGUUCGUGCCUCCGAGGAGUUGUCAACUGACAAGGAACUCUUGUCAUCACCCAGAUCAGAUAUUAGUAAAACCUUCAAUGUCUUGCACCCACAGGUUAAGCAAAUUCUGGUAGACUGUUUACGGGAAAGAAAUUUCGUGUUUCCUAUAUCUGAAGAAGAAAAUGGUUUGAAAAAUUGGUACACCAAGUACAUGGGGUUUUUAUUUGCCAGGCCAAAUUCUUCUAGAAGGCGUGAAUUAAUUCAGAGACUUGGAGGAGCACCAGCACCAGCACCAGCACCAGCACUUUCGUCACCUAGUCCAGAGUUAAAUGAUUCGGGCUUGCAGCCUACAUCUGGUGAACAUUCCUCGAAUAGUCUAAAUUCUGCUUCAGAUAUACAGUCAAUCAAACAAAAGAAAACUGUUGUUGUUGCUGUUGUUGUAAGUGCUGCAGUGACAUUUGUUUUUUCCGCACUGCUCUUUUUCUGCUGUCGCUGGUUUUGUGGGACUGGCUCUGGACGGGGAAGAAAUGAUGAAAGCCCUCUUCUCAGCUUAAGCUUAGGUGACUAUUCCAUUGCCUCUUCACAGAAGUCAUUUGGUCUUCAAACUUCAGUGAAAGAAGAAAAGCUUGGUAAUCAAUCAUUUAAUAACAAAUUGAACCAAAACAAAGUUAGCAGCAAGUUCUAUAUGAAGUCUCAUUCUGUAAGUGAUACAAAAAUUGAGAUUCCAGUUGGAACCAUUGCUGCACCCACCAUAAGCUCAGCAGAUGAUUCUGUGCAGAUACCACCUGGAAUGUUGGGUACUUCUGAAUUGCCUAUACUGAAGCCACCUCCUGGAAGGGCGGAUCCUCCUAAACUAAAUCCAGGCAAGACAGCUCUUCCCCCGCCCCCACCUCCUGUACCUGUACCAGCAGCACCACCUAUAAAACUUUCGUCUGGUGGCCCUCGUCCUUUGCUGCCUGGGCCACCACCUCCACCUGCUAUACCUUCUGGCAUCAGGACUGGUCCUCGCCCACCACCAACUCCUCCACUUGCUAUACCUUCUAGCAUCAAGUCUGGUCCUCGCCUACCACCAACUCCUCCACCUCCUAUACCUUCUGGCUUCAAGAUUGGUCCUCACCCACCACCUCCACCUCCACCUCCACCUCCACCACCACCUCCACCUACUAUUCCUUCUGGCUUCAAGACUUGUCCUCGCCCACCACCACCUCCAGGCAGUGUCCCUCCACCAAGGAUGCUUCCGGUUGGAUUGAAACCACCUCCACCUCUUGGAUCUAUUUCAGGGGGAGAUGCAGGUGCUCCUAAAGCUAAGCUGAGGCCUUUCUUUUGGGACAAGGUUUUGGCAAACUCUGAUCCUGCAAUGGUUUGGCAUCAGAUUAAAUCUGGUUCAUUCCGUUUCAAUGAGGAGAUGAUAGAAACCCUAUUUGGCUACACCCCUGCUGAGAAACAAAAGAGUGAGGCCAAGAAAGACUUUUCAUCUCAAGAACCUUCAACCCAAUUUAUUCAAAUAAUUGAUUCAAAAAAGUCACAGAAUCUUUCGAUUCUUCUCAAAGCAUUAAAUGUGACUAUAGAAGAAAUCUGUGAUGCACUUCAAGAAGCCUAUGAAAACCCACUAAGCUUUUUAACUGAAUCAGGUAAUGAGCUUCCUUCAGAGUUUAUUCAAACUUUGAUAAAAAUGGCACCAACAGCUGAAGAAGAAUUGAAACUGAAAGUCUACAAUGGCAAGCUUUCUCAACUUGGUACAGCUGAUCGCUUCCUGAAAAUCUUGUUUGACAUUCCAUUUGCCUUUAAGAGGCUAGAAUCACUGCUUUUUAUGUGCACUCUUCAAGAGGAUAUAUCAAUGGUAAAAGAGUCUUUUACUGUUUUAGAGGCUGCUUGCACAGAACUUCGAAAAAGCAGGUUGUUUCUCAAACUCCUUGAGGCUGUUCUUAAAACUGGAAAUCGCAUGAAUGAUGGAACAUUUCGUGGCUGUGCACAAGCAUUCAAGCUUGGCACACUUCUGAAAUUGUCAGAUGUGAAAGGAACGGAUGGAAAAACAACACUCUUGCAUUUUGUUGUUCAGGAGAUAAUCCGUUCAGAAGGUGUACGAGCUUCCCAAGCAGCCAAAGAGAGCCAGAGCAUGUCCAGCAUCAAGUCUGAUGACAUACUCAAGGAUUCUUCCCAAGAUUCAGACGACCACUUGCGUAGUAUCGGCCUGCAGGUUGUCUCAUGUCUAGGUUGUGAGCUCGAGAAUGUGAAGAAAGCUGCAGAUUUAGAUGCUGAUGAUUUGACAGGAACAGUUGCCAAGCUUGGUGAAGCACUGAAAAACGUCCGGGAUUUCCUAAAUUCAGAAAUGAAGAAUGUUGCAGAAGACGGGUUUCAUCAGACAUUAAAGAGUUUUGUGCAAAAUGCAGAGGCUGAUGUUAUGCGGUUGCUUGAAGAAGAGAAGAGAAUAAUGGUUAUGGUAAAGAGCACGGCAGAUUACUUCCAUGGAAAAUCUGGGAAGGAUGAGGGUUUGCAAUUAUUUGUUAUUGUUCGGGAUUUCCUCAUAAUUUUAGAUAAAGUAUGUAAAGAAGUGAAAAUUGCCCAUAAAAAUCCAAGUAGGACACCAAGAAAAGAGGAUUUGGUAGUGACUCCGUCAAAUCUCCCCACGACUCCUCCUCCCGAUACUCGUCACCGAUUAUUUCCAGCCAUCAAAGAUAGGAGGAUGUAUAAUUCAAGUUCAAGUUCAGACGAAGACUCGUCGUAG
Messenger RNA from Fraxinus pennsylvanica, 2913 nucleotides. The record is from the annotation of a GenBank genome assembly. NCBI's taxonomy places the organism in Eukaryota, Viridiplantae, Streptophyta, Magnoliopsida, Lamiales, Oleaceae.